Messenger RNA from Lathyrus sativus (Indian pea), 342 nucleotides. NCBI's taxonomy places the organism in Eukaryota, Viridiplantae, Streptophyta, Magnoliopsida, Fabales, Fabaceae. The record is from the annotation of a GenBank genome assembly.
AUGGCUCCGUGGAAUUUGAGAAUGAACGUGACCCCCCAGGCCAAUCUUUGUCUAAUAUCCGACCGACAUCCAUCAAUAAAGAGUGCUUACGAUGAUCCUGAAAAUGGGUGGCAGUUUCCUCCAUCUUCACAUGUUUACUGUUUCAGACACAUUGCACAAAACUUCAUGCGUGUGCUCAGAAAUAAAGAACUACGGAAAAAAGUUGUCAACAUGGGAUAUGCACUAACAGAGGCAACAUUUAACUACUACAGGGGAGAACUACGAAGAACAGAUAGAGCAGCUUUGGAGUGGAUAGACAAUAUUCCCAGAGAGAAGUGGUCGAGGGUGUUCGACGGAGGAUAG